Molecule: messenger RNA, 909 nt
Organism: Saprolegnia parasitica CBS 223.65
Lineage: Eukaryota; Oomycota; Saprolegniomycetes; Saprolegniales; Saprolegniaceae
Product: AGC/PKA protein kinase
Exons: 6
Coding region: 1-909 (302 amino acids)
Biological process (GO): protein phosphorylation
Molecular function (GO): ATP binding; protein kinase activity
Source: RefSeq, a predicted model, not a curated record
AUGGACGACGACAACCUGGCGCCGUCCUUGGCCGACCUCGAGAAGCUCUACCUGCUCGGCAAAGGCGGCUGUGGCCGGGUCUACAAGUGCAGAGACAGGCGAACAGCCCAAGAAUUUGCUGUGAAGGAGAUUGAGAUCGCCGGUCGUGAAGACCGCUGCAAGCUCGAAGCCGAUGCCAUGGGUCCGCUCCUUGUGCGUUCAGUGCGCUCGGCAUCUACGAUGACGCUCGUCAUGCGCUACCUGCCCGGCGAGGCACUGUACAAGUGCCUCUGGCGCUGCACGCGCUUCUCGGAAGGCUUUGCCAAAGCAUGCGCCGCUCAAAUCGCAGCAGCCAUCGUCGACCUCCAUGGUCGCGGCUACAUGCACCGCGACAUCAAGAGCGGCAACGUGCUCUUGACGCGCGACGGCCACUGCCACCUCGUCGACUUUGGACUCGCCGCCUCGUCCGCCACACGCGCCACCGCCAUGUGCGGCACGCACUACACCAUGGCGCCCGAGAUCCUCGAUGGUCACGGCUACGAUGCUGCGGUCGAUUGGUGGGCGUUCGGCGUCCUCUUGUUUGAGAUGGUCCACGGGUCACCGCCAUGGCCGUACAAGAGUGACGAAAGCUCGCUACCCGCGUACUUUGCUCGCAUGCGUGAGACGGCCGCGCAUCUUCCAUGGACGAGCGACGUGCCCCUCAGCGCCGAGCUCCAGAGUUUGAUCUCAGGGUUGCUGCAAGUAGAUCCUGCCAUGCGCUUGGGUCCAUCGAUUCAAUCGCACCCGUGGUUUCGGGACCUAUCGUCGGAUCUCGCGGCGUCGGGCCCGGAGCUCGAGACUGGCUUUCAGCACGUGGACGGCGCGCAGCAAGGUGUCGACAGCGCCGAGAGCAUCACGUCGGCCGAAAAUUUGCAGUUUGCAGGCUUUUAA